GCGCUGCCGCAGGAGACACCAUUCACUGGACGUUGUGGCCGGUGGCGGCGAGACGAAGAGGCAUCCUCCGUUCGGAUACCCUCGUCCGUACACCGACACGACGCUGAAACGGCUAGUUUUAGCCGCGCUCUUACGUGUCGUCCUGCCGGCGGGAAGCCGCGAGGAAAUCUGAGAUGUCUGGUCUUGCCAGCAGCCGCUUCAUGUAUUUCGCUUUCGGGAGCAACUUGUUAAAGGAAAGACUACAACUGGCGAACCCCUCUGCGACAUUUUGCACUACCGGUCGCCUGAAGGAUUAUGAGUUGAACUUUGGCCUGUGGGAGAAACAUGUGGACAACGCAUGGCAUGGUGGAGUAGCCACCAUUGAGUUCUGUCCAGGUGCAGAAGUGUGGGGGGUAAUAUGGACUUUGAGCAAUGACAACCUCACAAGCCUAGACAACCAAGAAGGGGUGAGCCUCGGGAUGUACUCACCCCUGGAGGUUUCAGUGGAGACUGACAAAGGACCGAUGCUCUGCAGGACUUACCAGAUGAACAAUUUCCACGCCUGUCCUCCCUCUCCUCAGUACAAACAGGUGGUGUGUCUGGGUGCGGAGCAGAACGGCCUCCCUAUGGAGUACCUCAAGAGGCUGGAGGACAUUCAAACCAACAACUACAGUGGCCCCUCGAUCCUUGAUCAAAUCAGAACAGCUAUGAAAUAAGAGUUUAAAAGUUCAUUCUUGAACUUGGAAACAGCAGUCGACUAAAACAACCUCACCACAGGGUCCAAUAUAGUGGAUGUCCUGAGAACACGAAGAACAGAACAGAAAACAAAGGAGAAUACAGAAGAGCUAACGAGUGGACCUUUGGCCUCAAGGUCCACUUACUAGCAGUUUCUAGGUACUUCAAUCAAAUUUCACUGUCUUCAUCAUGACCUUCAUCCUGUCGUAUGUAAUAGUGAAGUGUUAAUGGUGGAAUAAUUAAAUGACGGUACUGUAAUAUGUAAUAGUUAUGAUGAAGACUGUAAGAUUCAGUUAACAGAAUGUUAAGCUAGUAAGUGAACCUUGCUUUAACUAUUUCUUAGGUCCAAUCUUAACAGUUAUUGAGAAUUGGCACCACUGUGUGGCCAGAAGUAAAUAAUGCACGCUCUUAAUAAUGAGAUAUUUGGCUGGGCCCAACACAAACCUUAUCUUUCAUUUCCAACUGCUCUCCAGCAGUUGAUUUGAGAUGUAUCGUGACAAAUGUAUUUAAUUUUAUAGCCAUCACAAUGGAAAAACUCAAACGUAUGUGGUAGGCAGAAAAAUGUUUAACUUCAAUAUUUCUCAGGGGAAUAUUAAACACAGAUGAAAAACCUAUCACUCUUGUCAACCUUUUAUUGCA
Xiphias gladius (swordfish) is the source of this 1353-nucleotide messenger RNA. It is a transcript of the gene ggcta, whose product is annotated as gamma-glutamylcyclotransferase a. Lineage: Eukaryota; Metazoa; Chordata; Actinopteri; Istiophoriformes; Xiphiidae. The transcript has 4 exons. Bases 174 to 695 code for a protein of 173 amino acids. The record is from RefSeq and is a predicted model, not a curated record. Gene Ontology annotation, molecular function: gamma-glutamylcyclotransferase activity.